AUGGCGCUCGAGGAGGACGCGGAUCGGUCGCUGACGACCAAGUACAUCCUCAUGACGGAGCGGCUAAAAGGCAACCAACUGGAGGGCCGAAAACUAAAGUUGAAGGCCUGCGCGCCGGGGACGAAGGAGCCCAUCGACCCAAUCGACCCAAUCGACCACGACGUGAUAGAACAGUUUUGCGACGCUUUAAAAAGGAACACGUCCUUUAAGGGCUACCUCGACAUAUCGCACAACGACUUGAAUGAAACCUGCCUCUUUCACAUCCUGUGUAGUGUGUACGAAAGCAAAAAUAUAACUGGCAUGAAUUUAAGGGGAAAUAAAAUUACCAAUAUGUUAUUUAACAAAAUUUUGCUAAUUCUUGAAAGUAACAAUUUGGAAUAUAUCAACGUGCAAAACACGGAGCUAAAUAAUCAGCAAAUUAAAAAUAUCAUUUUCUGUUCCCUAAACAGGAGGCUCAAAUUUAUGAAGCUCUCCUUUUUAAACCUCGACACGUUUCAGUUUCUGGUGGAAUACCUACGCGACAACGACUCGGUGGAGAAGUUGCACUUCUUCAUGUCGUAUGGCCACCAAAUGAAUUCCUCCCGCACACAGGAUGAUGAGAACAUAGCGAACAAUUUUGAAAAUUACGUCCACGUUAGAUAUAGGCAGGCCCGCUACUGCCCUUAUUAUAUGGGCCAUACGCAUCGUGGGUUCCUCCCACCUGUGGUAAAAAAAAAGUCUGCCUUUUCGCUACGUCACAUCCGCACCGUGUUGUUGCCCCCCUUUCUCGCCCCUCCACAGAACUUAAAAAACGCGCUCAAAGAAUUCCUCGACGUGAUAGAGAACAAAGCAAACGUGAAGGAGGUCAGGUGCGAAAUCGACUUCCACGACCAAGAAGUAGACGAAAUGGUGUGCUUCAUCCAUGCUGCUUGCGAGAGGCACCGGCGGAUGGAGGGGGACGACCAGGGGCUGCUCGAAAAUGGGAUGCAAAUCACUUCAUCGGAGAAGAUGCUCUUGCUCAUGCCGGACAUCGACGGGUGCGGCUGA
Molecule: messenger RNA, 1026 nt
Organism: Plasmodium vivax (malaria parasite P. vivax)
Lineage: Eukaryota; Apicomplexa; Aconoidasida; Haemosporida; Plasmodiidae
Exons: 1
Coding region: 1-1026 (341 amino acids)
Source: RefSeq, a predicted model, not a curated record